ACAUUGCCUUUGCUGUCAAAAGAUUUAACAUUUUCAAACAACAAAUACAUAUUUGUGUAAAUAUUUCAUUAAUUUUUGUCUCAAUCGCAAUGUUGUCAACAGUUGCCAACGAUUUGAAUGAAAAUUUAAUUUACAAAACCGUUUUUGAACUAAAUGUGCAAGAUGAAGAUUAUGUAUUGCCUCGAAUAGCUCAAAAGGCAGCUGAAUUAAAUGUACGCGGUUACAUAACACGUAAACCAAAUGACCUUAAGGCUGUAGGAGAAAUGGAGGCCAAUUGGAAUAACCUUCAUGAAAUGAUGAAUUGGCUGCAAGAGGAUAAAUUCUCCAAGGUGGACGAUGAAGAGAACUGGAAGAAUCUACGUUUCACCAAAUGCAAGUUGCAAUCGAAACCCAAAUACCAUGAUUUCUUUUACUGCUAAAGACGGGACUAGAACUUGGAAUCGAACUGGCAAUAAGUUUUAAGUUGAGUAAUAAAAUUUGCAGUGCAUUUUCUUAAAGUGCAUUUGCCAUCUAAUAAAGCAUAACAAUCAAGUUACUGCGAA
This is a messenger RNA of Drosophila willistoni, 542 nucleotides long. RefSeq lists its product as uncharacterized. The transcript has a single exon. The record is from RefSeq and is a predicted model, not a curated record. The coding region runs from base 90 to 419 and encodes 109 amino acids. Lineage: Eukaryota; Metazoa; Arthropoda; Insecta; Diptera; Drosophilidae.